AUGUCUGUAUUUCAUAAAGCUCGAGCUGGAACAAGAGGUGGAAAAGAUCAAUUUAGUUGGGAUACAGUAAAAUCAGACAAAGAUCGAGAAUGUUUUUUAGGACAUUCUGUCAUGGCACCAACAGGUCGUUGGCAAGAGGGUAAAGAUUUAACAUGGUAUGCCAAAGAUCGUGAAAAUGAACAACAACAAAUUAAAUCAGCAGAAUUUAUUGCUGCUAAAAAACAUGAAGAGGAUGCACUUAUGGCAGCAUUAGGAAUGAAACCUAUGCCACCACCACCGACUCCUUCAAGUUCAACUCAACCAAAACCGGUGAUUAAACGUGAACCACAAUCAACAAGAUCAAUUAAAAAUGAACCUAUGACACCAGCAAUACAUGGUGAUUCUCGUAAUGAAAAACAUCAUCAUCAUCAUAAAAAACCUAGUAAUCAACGAAGAGAAGAUCGAAGACGACGAAGACAAUUAAAAGCAACUGGUUCUGAUGAAGAAAAACAUGAAUGGUCAGAAGAUGAUGAUGAAGAUGAUUUAUUAUAUGGUGAUAAUGAUGAAGAUCAAGCAAAACAAUUAACUGAACCAGAUGAAAUGACCGAAAAAGAUCUGGAUGAAUUUCUUCUUGAUCUUGUGAAAAAACAUGGUUUAAAAACAAUACAACGAACAUUAAAAUCAAAAAAAGAUAAAAAAGAACGUAAACGUAAACAUUCAUCAGAAUCUUCAUCAGCUUCUGAAUCAGAAGAAGAAGUAGUAAAAUCAGAGCCAAAACAUAAACAUAAGAAAAAACGUUCUCAUAAAGAAGAAUCAACACGUCAUAGAACUCGUUCACCAUCACCACCACCACCAUCAUCAUCGUCGUCAAAAAAAGAUCGUUCCAAACAUCAUCGGCAUCAUUAA
Messenger RNA from Adineta steineri, 885 nucleotides. NCBI's taxonomy places the organism in Eukaryota, Metazoa, Rotifera, Eurotatoria, Adinetida, Adinetidae. The record is from the annotation of a GenBank genome assembly.